UUGGUUUGGAAAGAUUAUACUUAUUUUCGGGUAUUCAAAUUGGCAAGUACGUCUGGCGUAACUAGUGAUGGUAAAGUUAACGUUAUGGAGGAAGGUUCCUCUUCCACUGUACGAAUCGACGAAGCCAACUUAAUCAUCAACAAACCACCAAUCUUGGAGAAACUCUCCGUAGGAUCUAAAGUGCUAGCACCAUUGGCAAUUAGUGGAAACAACAGGCUGGUAUACGCAGCUACGACUAUCAAAAAUAUAAAUUCAACACAAGUUUCAGUCAGCCAACCAAGUUGUGAUAAAGUUAUAAUGGCASCGGCUCUGGGAAUACAUUACGACGAUGUAUAUCCGCUUUUGGAUUCAAGUUUCAUAACAGCUUCAAGCAGUUAUGCCAGUCAUGCAUAUAAUACAAGAACAGCACGUCUAUUUGAGACUGAAUGUUGGUGUGCCAAAACAAACAACGCUGGAGAAUGGCUGCAGUUUCAUUUUCCCUCGCGUUUCAUUUUUUGUGGAUUUGCUGCUACGUCAGCUUCUUUGGGUCAACAUGUUACAAAAUUUUCCAUGUACGUCGAUGGAACAUAUUACAGUGACUAUAGCAAAACGACUAAAGGGUAUCAAUACUUUCAUGUUGGGAUAAACGAUCGCACAGUACAAACCAUUAAGUUUGUUGUAAAGGAAUACUUCUGGACACCAUGCAUGGGUCUAGAAUUUUUCGGAUACAAGGAUUUUCGCAAGGAUCCUAUUGAUCUUGUGCUUGAUUAUCGAGAACUCCGUAAAAAAGUUUGGUGUCAUGCCAUUCAUCC
This is a messenger RNA of Actinia tenebrosa (Australian red waratah sea anemone), 791 nucleotides long. RefSeq lists its product as uncharacterized. Lineage: Eukaryota; Metazoa; Cnidaria; Anthozoa; Actiniaria; Actiniidae. The record is from RefSeq and is a predicted model, not a curated record.